AUCUUUUAUCAGCUGAUCUGCUUACUAUGAUUGCUAACAUUUCUGGAUGUCUGCCUUAUAUGUUGCCACCAAAAUGUCCAAACAAUUGCUUAGCUAAUAAAUAUCGACUCAUCACUGGUGCCUGCAAUAACAGGGAACAUACUAGAUGGGGAGCAUCCAACACAGCCUUGGCUAGAUGGCUCCCGCCAACCUAUGAAGAUGGACUCAGUCAACCUCGAGGAUGGGAUCCCAGCGUUCGAUACAAUGGAGUCCAGCUACCCCUGGUUCGAGAGGUGACAAGGAAGAUAAUUCACGCAUCUAACGAGGCUGUCACCGAAGACAACCUAUAUUCUGACAUCAUUAUGGUGUGGGGACAGUACAUAGACCAUGACAUUUCAUUCACACCUCAGAGCAUAAGUAGAACCAGCUUUUUAACAGGAAAGGAGUGUCAGAUGACAUGUGAAAGACAAAAUCCAUGCUUUCCGAUAAAGGUAACAACCAAUGAUACAUUAUCCGAAGGCAUGGAUUGCCUGCCCUUCUAUCGCUCAUCUCCUACAUGUGGCAUUGGUGAUCACAGUAUUCUCUUUGGAAAUCUAUCAGCACUAAAUCCAAGACAACAGAUCAAUGGCUUAACCUCUUUCAUUGAUGCUUCUACUGUCUAUGGGAGCACUUCCACUGUUGAAAACAAGCUGAGGAAUUUAACAAGUGAAGAAGGCCUUCUCAAAGUCAACAAUAAACAUCAUGAUAAUGGUCAUGAAUACCUGCCUUUUACAGACCGGGUUCCAUCACCUUGUGCACAGGACUCAAAUGAACGUGAAGAUGAAAGGAUUGAAUGCUUUAUGGCUGGGGACAGCCGAUCGAGUGAGGUCACAUCAUUGACAGCCAUGCACACACUGUGGCUGAGAGAGCACAACCGCCUGGCCCGGGCCCUCAAAACCAUCAACAGCCACUGGAGCGCUGAGACAGUCUACCAAGAAGCAAGGAAAAUUGUUGGAGCUCUCCAUCAGAUUAUUACUUUAAGAGAUUAUAUUCCCAAAAUCAUUGGCCCAGAUGCUUUCAAUCAGUAUAUUGGCCUUUAUAAAGGUUAUGAUCCCACAGUGAAUCCUUCAGUUUCUAACGUAUUUGCAACAGCUGCUUUUCGUUUUGGUCAUGCAACAAUCCAACCGAUAGUAAGGCGAUUGAAUGCACAGUAUUUAGAUGAUCCAGAACUCCCACAUCUUCAUUUGCAUGAAGUUUUCUUUAGUCCUUGGAGGCUUAUUAAAGAAGGAGGCUUGGAUCCAUUGAUAAGGGGUCUUCUUGCACAUCCAGCAAAACUGCAGGUGCAAGGUCAACUGAUGAAUGAAGAGUUAACAGAUAAGCUGUUUGUGUUGUCCAACAAUGGUUCACUUGAUUUAUCAUCACUGAAUUUACAGCGUGGCCGUGAUCAUGGACUCCCAGGUUAUAAUGACUGGCGAGAAUUCUGUGGCUUACCAAAACUGGAAACUCAAGCUGAUCUGAAUACAAUAAUAACUAAUCAGAAAGUUACUGAAAAAAUCAUGGAAUUGUACCAUAAUCCUAGCAAUAUUGAUGUUUGGCUUGGUGGUUUAGUAGAAGACUUUCUUCCAGGUGCUAGAACAGGUCCCCUGUUUGCCUGUUUAAUUGGAAAGCAAAUGAAAGCACUAAGGGAUGGUGAUCGAUUUUGGUGGGAAAAUGAUAAUGUUUUCACUGAAGCUCAAAAGAAUGAACUCAAAAAACACUCUUUGUCUCGCGUGAUUUGUGACAACACAGGGAUUUCUGAUGUGCCAGUAGAUGCCUUUCAACUUGGAAAGUUUCCACAGGAUUUUAAACAUUGUAGUAAUAUAAAUGGAAUGAAUUUAGAAGCUUGGCAAGAAAUCUUUCAGGAAG
Molecule: messenger RNA, 1863 nt
Organism: Centrocercus urophasianus (Greater sage-grouse)
Lineage: Eukaryota; Metazoa; Chordata; Aves; Galliformes; Phasianidae
Gene: TPO
Product: thyroid peroxidase
Exons: 8
Biological process (GO): response to oxidative stress; thyroid hormone generation
Cellular component (GO): membrane
Molecular function (GO): heme binding; iodide peroxidase activity
Source: RefSeq, a predicted model, not a curated record